Molecule: messenger RNA, 3995 nt
Organism: Numida meleagris (helmeted guineafowl)
Lineage: Eukaryota; Metazoa; Chordata; Aves; Galliformes; Numididae
Gene: MBLAC2
Product: metallo-beta-lactamase domain containing 2
Exons: 2
Coding region: 60-893 (277 amino acids)
Source: RefSeq, a predicted model, not a curated record
ACCGCCCUCCCCAGGCCCCGCCCGUCGCCGCCGGGCGCAGGGGCUCGGCGCCGGGCGCGAUGUCGGCGCUGGAGUGGUUCGCGCACAAGUCCUUGGGCGGCGGCAUCUUCUGGAUCCAGGAGCGCUUCUACGAGUCGGGCAACCGGGCCAACAUCUGGCUGGUGCGGGGCUCGCAGCGCGACCUGGUGAUCGACGCGGGGCUGGGGCUGCGCAGCCUGCCCGACUACCUGCGGGCCGCCGGGCUGCUGGCGCCGCCGGAGGGGGCCGGCCCGCGGCCGCUGCUGGCCGUGGCUACCCACGUCCACUUCGACCACUCGGGCGGGCUGCAGCACUUCGACGAGGUGGCGGUGCACAGCGCCGAGGCGGCCGCGCUGCUCCGCGGCGACAACUACGAGGCCGUCACCUGGCUGUCGGACCGCGAGGUGGCGCGGCCGCCGCGGCCCGGCUGGAGAGCGCGGCACUUCUGCGUCCCGCCCGUGCGGCCCAGCCGCCUCCUGCAGGAGGGAGAUGUAAUCAGCCUUGGAGACCGGCAGCUCAUCGUCAUGCACAUGCCUGGCCAUUCCCGUGGGAGUAUUUGCUUACAUGACCGAGAGCACAAGAUUUUAUUCAGCGGAGACGUCGUGUAUGAUGGAUCCAUGAUUGACUGGCUUCCCUACAGCAACAUAAGUGACUACAUUGUGAGCUGCCAGCGCCUGAUGGAGCUGGUGGACAGAGGUCUUGUUGAGAAGGUGCUUCCUGGGCACUUCAACAUAUUUGGAGCGGAAAGGCUCUAUCGAUUAGCUUCCAACUACAUCUCAAAAGCUGGUGUUUGUCACAAAGUGUCAACUUGUGCCAUGAGAUCCAUUGCAAGCAUAGCACUUCACCUUACAAAUUCCAGGGGUACUUCUUCCUGAGCAUGCAUUUGUGUGGUCUGUCUCCUACUGAGAAACCAAAUAACUUGUGAAAAUGCUGGUACAAGAAAAAGCAGUAUGCUUUAGGAAAGAGCUGGCAAAAUGACAUGGAUGAGCUGUAAAAAUUCUCCUUAUUUUUGCCUACUCUGUUCCUGUUUUUGUGGGGAAAAAAUUCAUAAGGUAGUAGCUUAGCCAAAGCUGCUGUUUUUCCUUCUAUUUUUUCAGGGCACGUUUGCACGGGUAUUGUGAUUGAAAGAUAUUGUUUUAUUUUUGAUAUGUUUCUGACAGAUAGAUAUAUGCCAAACUGAGACUUCUUACAUCCAUGCCUGAAAGUUUGUUGAUGUAGCACUAGGAUGGUAGGUGUUCACUUGAUCCCUGUGCAGGCUUUGGCCUAACACAGCUCAUGUUAAGGCCUGAUUUAUGCUGGGAGCAGCACCAUCAGGUCAAAAUGAGAGGAACACAUUGGCAGGGUGCUGUGGGCAGAACGAUAAGGGCCAUGGUGCAGCUGUUACCACUUGCAGCUUGCUGUCCCCUGCUGCAGUCACCUCCAGCAUUUUUGGAAAGUUUCUGCACAAUCCGUUAAUGUAUGGAAAUGGUAUAGACGAAACUCCUAAGAUUGAUGAUAUAGAUAGGUCAGCUCACAUAAACUGCUUUUGAUGUGGAUACAAUAGCUUCCAGACUGUUAAGGCUUUUGUGCUUUCCAGUGUGAUGCAGGGGACACGUGCACUCCAUGGAGGGGUAUGAUAAGCACUGUCACAUGUAGGGAACUAUUUUGCUUAGAGGUGUGCAAGUUACAUUAUUAGGGAAAUUGUGAGCUACUGAAGUAAUGAAUUAAUGAAUGCAUGUGUUUAACUAGUCUGUACAAUGUGGUUUGAGCCCUUGCUUGUGUGAUGGUGUGUGUUUUUUUUCUGAUGAGCGCAUUAAAUAAAGUUUAAUUUAGAAUUUAUUUCUAAAUGUGAGAGAUCCAAACAGGCUUAGGUUAAAGCCUUUAUUUGUGUUUAGGAGUCUUUGUGUGUGUUGGGAUUGUAGCUUGGCUGUUAAUGCUCUGUGGGAGGGAAAGGAUGGAAGCAAUAACAUUGCUUUGCCCCACUGCAUGGUUGGAUUAAACAGCUGGUGCGUUUGCCUCCACACACUGAAUGUAUCUUGAACUGUUUACUGUUUGCUUAUGAAGUGUUUUGGUGCAUUUGGUUUUUAUGGAAAGUGCAUUCGAGUCUGUUCUAAAACAAGCUGAAUACAUUGAGAAAUGCUAAGUGACAUUGUAACUUGCUUAUUUAAAAGCUGUUAAAAUGUUUAAAGUUUGUGAAAUUAUUCCAACAGUCUAUGUAUUUAAAUUCUUUAAAAGGACACUGUCUGAUACUAUUUUUGUAUAUAAACUUGUACUUUCCUAACAAGAUUGCAAAUGUUUAUCCCAGAUUUUAGUGGAGUUUAGCCUUAUGUUUGGCUUUCACUUCAUGUGGAAGGUAUUUUUUUUUUCCCCUCUCAUCAUACCUGAGAAAAAGGGAGCCCAAAUUUUGGGCUCUAAGGCAUGGAGGAGUGGAAAUUAGUGGCCUUGAUAAUGGAUGUAAACUCUAGAGUUGAAAACAGGUUUUUUUGGGAAACCAGUUGCAAAAGCAUAUCUAUCCAAAAAUAGUGAAGGAGAACAUGUUACAUAAUCCUUUUUAUUCUCCUUUCACAGUUCACUGCAUUCUUCACCAAGAGUAGUACUGAUCCACUGUGAUGUGCCUAGUUCUUGUUAGCAGUGCCUGUCUCCUAUUACAAGCUAGAACAAAAUGUAAAUAGGCAGAACAGGUGUACCAAUGUGGCACCUGGAAAACUUGUUAUUGUUUGGAUGGAUCACAGUCUUUCUUUUGGAGAAAUCCAGGUAGGAGUGUCUAAGCAGCACAUAGACUUGUGUCCUAAGUGAAGCCACGAGCUGUUUAUCUGGGUCUCAUUUUGCCAGAGAAAGGAAAGCAGAAUGUUAAUUGGGGAAAAGCUGUUCUGUGAAGAGGCACAGAACAAUCUUCACCAUAUGGUUUUCCUUUUUCCUUGCUGACUGACACAUGCUGCUAAUUGUGUAGCAGUCGAGACGUAGUUCUUCAUAGCCAAGGGGUUCAUAAUGGGCAGUUGAGAGUAUGGUAGAGUGUGGGAAAGUCAAAAUAGGCAAAGAAAUAGCACUGAAACUUACACUAACAGCAACUGAAUUCCUUCAAAUGAGACAUCUGCAGCAUCAGUAGUAAUUGCUCUGUGCUGUGCAGUAAUGUGGACAGAGACCUAUUAUAUCAGAAGGACUGCCUAUAUUUAUGGCAGUUACUAAAGUUUUGGAACUGUUAAUUAGCAGAUUGAGGUCAAGUUCAAGUAGCUUGUUAUCUUACACAGCUGUAGCUUUGUUUAUUCGCUCUACCCUUAGGGCACUUGAAGUCAGAUAUGUGAAACUGGAGCUCCAAACAGGAGGCUCACAGGCAUGCCAAUGGAAAAGGAAAGUGAAAGAUUUCCUCUCUCAUUUGUUUUUAAAUCUGUGCUAUGUGUUAACUACAAGAUCUUUAACUGUUCAGGUUACUGAACCAUAUUAAACCACGUUUAAGCCCAAUAAGUAUAUGUUAACAGCAGCUACCUGUUUGGUUUUUUUUUUCCUUGACAAAACCGUGGAAUAAUUUCCUAGAUCAGAAGUGAGCUUUAUAUGAACAUAGCCCAAAAAUGGGGUGUGUUAGUAAACUGCUGCUAUAAUCCAGAUGAAAAUAGUUUGGGGGGAUCUUAACAUUAUUUUUGUAUUGUAGAAGUUCACUACUAGGUAAAUGAUGUGUCUUAAAUAUAAAGAACUGGCUCAAACUAUUUUUGUUGAGAGAUACUGAGUUCUUUGUCAUAAGAGUUUGACAGUGUCCCUUUAACACUACUUGGAUUAAAUAUUUAAAACAUACAUCUAAAGUUUUAAUAUUGCAACACCUUGGACAUUUAGAACUGUGUUGCUUUAUUCGUUAACUCUAAAUGUGUGUGAAGUCAGUUUUCAGUAGACUGAGAAAUUUACCAAAAAAAUCAGAUGGAAAGUUGUGCUCUGUAAUCUGUCAAAGACUUUUGUGGUGUUAAUGUUUUACAAAGACAAAAAUAAAUAAAAAAAGUGUUACAAUUCUA